This is a messenger RNA of Condylostylus longicornis, 1390 nucleotides long. RefSeq lists its product as uncharacterized. The coding region runs from base 134 to 1267 and encodes 377 amino acids. The transcript has 7 exons. Lineage: Eukaryota; Metazoa; Arthropoda; Insecta; Diptera; Dolichopodidae. Gene Ontology annotation, cellular component: cytoplasmic microtubule. The record is from RefSeq and is a predicted model, not a curated record.
UUUAAUCCUAUUUUUGUGCGAUUUUUUUUAAACAAACUUUUUGUUUAUGUUUUUAAAAUGAAAUUUUUUCAGAAUUAAAUAUUUUUUUGAUAAUAUUGAAACAUUACUUAUAAAAAAUUUACUAAAUCCCGCAAUGUCAGCGCACAGAAAAAUAACUACUUUAAAGGAUAUUUUCCCAGAAAUAAGAAGAGAAUAUAAGCGAAAUUUUUUGCUCGAGAAUAAAAUUAAAAUUAGAGAUUUACAGAAGGAUAUAAAAACCCGGAAACAAAAAGAAAUCGAGCAGCAAGAAGAAACAGAAAAACGAAGACACAAAAUACAUGAACGACUUACAAGAAGUACAACCAGAACAUCUAACUCUACUCCUAUGAGUAAUAUGAGUAAUGUGAAUUCCGUAAGAAGAUCAAAAUCUAAUCAUUCACGUUCUACAAAAAUUCAUACUGAAUGUACUUGUGGUUCGAAAUUGAAAUCACCUCCAACAAGCGCUAAGUCAACUACUUCAAUUGAUAAGGAAGUUCAAACAGAUUACUAUCCAGAAGAUAUAAAUUUUAAACCUAAAGAAAGUCCAAAAGAAUUUCCAAUAUCAAUAGAAAACAAUGACCAAAAUGAUGUUGAUAGUGACGAAUUAAAGGAUAUAAAUGUGGAAGAAAAUUUAAUUGAUCCAGAAAAACAUAUUGAAUUAGAUGGAAUUGAAAUCGAUUCGGGACGAAGUUUUCAGAGAAUGAUGAACGGUCGUGAUCAAAGGCUUGAAUCUGCAUCUAAUCCUUUUCUUUGCAAAGACAAAGUUGAUUAUACGAAACCGUAUCACGAGGUACCAAAUUCAGCAAAUUGGAAUGAAAAAUUUAAUCAACUGAAAUUAGAUGAUGAAAUUUCUGUAAAAAGUUCUGCUAUUGGGAAAAAGAAAAGUGCUCGUUCAAUUAUGUCGAGCACUAAUACCGGUCGUAGCGAUCUUAAGUUACCAAAAUAUCUGGAAAAAGAAAAACGUGAAAAAGAGUUACAGAGAAUUAAAGAAAUGGAACGGGAUCCAGAUUGCCCGGAAGGUUAUACACUUUUAGAUGAAAAAACUAGAUUAGAAAAUCUUGAAGUUUUACAAAAAGGAUUUCAAUAUUUGGUAAAUGAACUGAAUCGAUUGCCAAUGACAAGUGUAACACUAAGAGUUAAAAAUAGAAAAAAUGAAAUUGAAAGAGAUCUUGUAGAUUUGGAAAAUAAAAUACGAUUUUAUCAAAAAUCAAAAAUAUAUAUAAAGUGUCCACAAACAGCGGACGCUUAGAGACAAAAAUUUUAAUAUUAAAAUUUGCAACUAAUACAUUCCGUCCAAGAAUAUUAACUAUAUGAUUAUAAUAGAUAGAUAUUAAUAAAUAUAUAAAAUUAUUUUGUAAUUGAGUCAAUUAGG